AUAAUAUUAUUGUUUGUUUGUUAUUACAUUCUAGCACAAUACGAUAGAUUCUGCCAAAAUUCGAUUUCUCCAAUAAUCUAUAGUAUUUAUGUAGGUAUAGGUACUAUAUUUUAUUGGAUUUAUCUUUAGUUGAUAUAUUACCUUGAGUCGUUGUUAAUCAUUAUAUUAUGCUCAUUGUUCAAGAUUUUCAAGAAAAAAAAUAAUACCUACGUAUGUAUUAUCUAUAUAAUAUAUUAUAGCAUUGUAAUGUGUAGUCAGAAUAAUUCUGUGGUCACUAUUCAGAACUUUUUGUAUUGCAUAAAAUAAUGAAUAACUUAAAUUCUGACAUCAGCUGUAAGUAUGAAGUGCUUGCAGAAAUUUCAUUUCAUGCCGAUACCUCAAAGAAUCAGUUUGUCAAAUUAUUAUGCAGUCGGCUUUUGGCUCGAAGUUAUUUAAAUAAACAGGCGGUAUCUAAUAAAGAAGAUGAAUGUGCAACUGUUCAUGAGCAGUUUAAAAGCUUAAGCACCGAUGAAUCUCAAGAACAUGCUGAAUGGUAUGCAUAUUGGGAAAAAAAUGGUGAAGACUUUGUAAAUGAAUCUUGGAUAAAAUUGUAUGGAAGUUGUACAUUGGAUGAUCUUCCAACAGACCCCGAAGAAUUAUAUCAGAAUCAUAAAGAACAACAGUAUCAUAUGUUGUAUUGGAAGUUUAUAAAUGAGAUUAAUUCUACUGUUUCAGAAACUGAAAAGUCUACUUCUGAGUAUUCUGAUCAUGAUGAGUGGAGUUCUAGCCAUGCCAAAGAACUUGUUGAUGAUGAUCAUGUUUCAAAUUUUGAGUUUCUAUACAAAUAUAAACAUUUUCAACAAGCAAACAGUCAACUUUCCAAAGCUUAUCGCGCAAUAAGUAUUAUUGGAUAUGCUUAUAAUGAUCAAAAUAUGUUUGAUAUGGGAUUUGUUCAAUAUCUUAAAAAAAACAUUAUUAAAUCUACUCGUCGUCUAAAUGUAUACAGGUAUCCAAAGGUGUGUGGAGCAUCGGCAUUUGAUGAUAACUCGUUAUUAAGUAAUUCUGAAGAUUGUGUGAAGAAUAAAGUCAAAAACAAAAAAGCAUUAAAAAAAAAAGAAUGGAAAGAUAUAAAAGAAAAAAAUACUAUUGAAGAAAUGAAUAGAUUGGGCUAUAGCUAUUUACAAAAUGAACCAAAAUUGUUAAAAUAUUGGAAGAAAAGAUAUUUGUUGUUUUCUGAAUUUGAUAAAGGGAUAAAACUUGAUGAAGAGAGUUGGUAUUCUGCCACUCCUGAAAUAAUUAGUAUUCAUAUAGCUGAACGAUGUAGUUGCUAUUUGCUUGUUGAUCCAUUUUGCGGAGCAGGCAGUAAUAUUAUUCAAUUUGCUAAGACUUGUGAGCUUGUUAUAGCUAUUGAUAUUGAUCCAAAAAAAAUUGAAAUAGCUCGUCACAAUGCAGAGUUAUAUGGUGUUGCAGAUAGAAUUCAAUUCAUCAUUGGCGAUUACUUUGCUUUAGCCCCAACUCUUAAAGGUGACGUUGUGUUUUUGUCACCACCUUGGGGUGGUCCUGAUCUUAUGGACCUUGAAGAGUACAAACUGAGUCACAUAAUGCCCGAGAAAGGUGGCAUAAAGCAAAUGAUGAGUUUGGCUCGACAAAUUACAUCAAAUAUUGCGCUACAUUUACCUAAGAAUACUAAUAUUUUUGAUUGUAUUCAAUCUGCGGAAGAUGGUUUUAUUGAGGUACAACAGAAUAUGCUUAAUUCAAGGUAUAACUCUUUAACAGUUUACUAUAGUGAACUGUAUGGACUCUGCGAUGAAGAUACUGGCACAUAUUAUGAUGCUUAAAAUUUAGAAACAACUGAUUUAAAUUAAUAUUUUAUAUUAUGAUGUUUAAUAUUCCACAAUUUGGGUUAUUUUUAGUGUAUGAUACUUUCAUAAAGCCCUGUCCAGACCAAGAAAUAUUUGUCAGAAACAAAUGUUUUUGACAUUAUCAUCAACAAAUGUUUAUGUUACCGCUUAUGACAGGAAAUCAAAAAUAUUAUUGAUGACAAAGUCAGAAACACAUGUUUCUGAUAAAUAUUUCUCUGGUCUUCACGGAGCUAGAGAGGUUUUAUAUAAGUAAAUGUGUUGAAGUUGUUUGAAAAAAAAUCUCGUAAAAAAAUAUUAACUAAUGCAUUUGUUACCAUUAUACUAUUGAAGACUAUCA
This is a messenger RNA of Myzus persicae (green peach aphid), 2178 nucleotides long. RefSeq lists its product as uncharacterized. Gene Ontology annotation, cellular component: nucleus. Gene Ontology annotation, molecular function: RNA cap trimethylguanosine synthase activity. The coding region runs from base 306 to 1817 and encodes 503 amino acids. The record is from RefSeq and is a predicted model, not a curated record. The transcript has 9 exons. NCBI's taxonomy places the organism in Eukaryota, Metazoa, Arthropoda, Insecta, Hemiptera, Aphididae. Gene Ontology annotation, biological process: 7-methylguanosine cap hypermethylation; 7-methylguanosine RNA capping.